Molecule: messenger RNA, 4311 nt
Organism: Chelmon rostratus (copperband butterflyfish)
Lineage: Eukaryota; Metazoa; Chordata; Actinopteri; Chaetodontiformes; Chaetodontidae
Gene: pidd1
Product: p53-induced death domain protein 1
Exons: 15
Coding region: 421-3441 (1006 amino acids)
Biological process (GO): DNA damage response; signal transduction; apoptotic process
Molecular function (GO): protein binding
Source: RefSeq, a predicted model, not a curated record
AAGUAAGAACAGCGGCGGCCGGCGAGAGCAGAUUGGGGAAAAGGGUUAACCUAAAGACCUAUGUUACAUAUUAUUUAGCAAAUAUAACACUACGCUACAUUAGCUUGUAAGUAACAUUAGAAACGGAAUAUAGAGGUCACUAACGAAGCCACAAAGGCCAGCAGGUUUGUUAUUUUAUAUAAAAUUACGUAAAUAUGAGGCUACAACAUAAUUGGCUAGCUCAAAGCUAACAUUACAGUAACAGCUACAGCAGCUUACUCAGCAAACGUGUCUGGUAAAAUGCUCGUCGUCGCUUUUGUCAUUUAGCUGUAUCUGGCUUUAAUGACAGUGACACAUCAGACAGACACACCAUGCGGAAAGACAACAUCGGAGCAGUGUUGGACUCGUAGGAAACUAGCUGUGUAGAAAAGAGCAGCUUAAAUGGAGAGAAACAGCGAGGAAGGGGGUGCUCCUGAUGAAGAUGGAGACCACGAAGCCGGUUGGAUUAUGAAGCCAGGCAGGUCGGAGACUAAAGAAGAGGAAGUGACACCUGCAUGUAGCAGAACAGCAUCCAACGAGGGAGCACCAGACCCUUCUACGGACAUUUUGGCUUUGAGGAUCCGGAGAGGACUUGUGUGCCAGGAUCAGGAGAAACCAGAAAGGAAGACUGGACCAACGGUAUCAGAUAGUGUGUUAUCUGAUGGUCAGGCGGAAGCUGUUGAGCCAGAGAGGGAUGCCCCCUCUGUGUCUCCCUCCAGCCUCAUGGACACCUGUGAUCCUUCCAUAUCAAGCCUCUCCUCCUCUUGCUUCUCCACCCAUCAUCAACCAAUGUUGUCUUCAUCCUCAUCUUCCUCUUCCUCUGUCUUGUCUCUGACUCCACCCUUGCCUCCCUCUGUGGAUCUCCCAGCUGUGUUGACUGAUACAAGGCUGACCCUGGAUGUGUACCAGGGAGGAGCAGCGGCGCUGCCUCUGCUUUGGGGCUCCAUCCCAGAUCAGCUGAAGGGCCUCCAGUACCUGAGACUGGGCUCUGAGGAUAAACCAGGCUUGGAUGGUGCAAUGGAUGUCCUACCCCAUCUGGUGGAGCUCCGCUCACUGGCUAUUCGUGGACACUGUUUUUAUGACUCACAAGGUGAUCCACUGCCUGGCCUCCUCACCACUUUACCCACACCUAUGGCCUCCCUUUCUCAUCUGGUGCACCUGGAUCUCUCCUUCAACCAGCUCGCCUGUCUGCCAUCCUGCCUUCUCAGCUUGCCUGUACUGUCCUCUUUGCUCCUCUGUCACAACCACCUCUCAGCUUUGCCUCCUGAUAUAGGCCUGCUGUCCUCCCUCACAUACCUCUCCCUCCUGGGCAACGAGCUGGUCUCUCUUCCCCCGAGUCUGGGUCAGCUGAAAGCACUACAAACACUGGAUAUUUCACAUAAUCUCCUUCAGCAACUGCCUGAUGAAAUUGGUUGUCUAGAGGAGCUUGUUAAGCUGGAUUUGUCCCACAACAAGCUGAAGCAGCUACCAGAGAGCAUGGGCUCUCUCCUCUCCCUAAGGGAACUUGUCAUAUACAGCAAUGACCUCCGCUUGAUCCCACAUAGUUUGAACAAACUGUCUCUGCUGAAAAUAGAUGUGCGUGACAAUCCUUUGGGACAACCCCCAACCCCUCCUCCUCUGCCUCCUACACCUGAUCAAACAGAAACAAAAAUUCCUGAGUUGCACCUCGGAUUCAAUCAGCACAGUUUCUGUGUUUCGUCUGCUGGGUGUCAUGUGUUUCUCCCAGGGGGGGCUGAGCUGCUGUUCCCCCCGGGAUGCCUGGUGAGUACCACAAGACUGGAGUGGGCAGAGAGAAGGCCAGAAAGGAAGUGGGUGUGGCUGGAGGAACAUGACAUCUUACUGAGUCGUCCACUGGAACUUCGUCCUCAUGGAAUUACAUUUCUGAAGCCUGUGGAGGUGUGUGUGCCAUAUCAUCGGACAAGAAGGAGGGAGGUGGUGGUGCAGAGGUUUGAUGGACAGUCAUGGAGCACUCUGCCCACUGUUCUGAGGAGAGGAAGCGAGAGCCAUAGCAGUCACCCCGGUGGACGUCCAGCUAGGCUGGCCUGCUGCGCAGUGCGGCAAUUUUCCUGGUUUAUGGCAGUGUCCCGUCCAGUAAAGGACAGUUGCUCUGUUACACCAGCUGGAGCUCUGCUGGUGUCCAGCUCUGACCCUGGAAUUAAACUCCACUUCCCUCCAGACUCCACCUUGCAGACCCGCACUAUAACUUUACAGGUGCUGCAGGUGUCCGUGUCAGAGGUACAGACACUGUGUGGUGACCCUCAGGCCAGCGUUAGUCCUCUCCUCUGCCUCUCCCAGACUCCCAGCACAGAUUUCCUGCAGCCUAUCAAAGUUCAGGUCCCUCUGCCAUCUGGAGUCACAGGCCACACGGUUGAAAUGUCCCGUUUACAUCUGCUACAUGGGGACCCCACUGCCCAAACCUGGACUGACAUUACAUCGCAAGUGUCUCUCUACGUCACCCAUUUGUAUGCCAUUUUCUACAUCACACAUUUCUCCUGGUACUGGCUAUGGUACACCACUCAGCGCUGUGUUAGUGGGGUGGUCAGGAAGGUCUAUCAAAAGCUAAAACAGUUCAAAGUCCAGUUCCUCGUCCUCCAGCGGAAGACUGAUCCCUCACAAGUUAUGUUACAGUGUUUACCUUCUAACAAGGUGGACAACAGAGUCCAGUCUUUGUCAGAGCAAUAUGACGGACCUCAGCCUUCAGAUCUUUGUGACCUGCUGGAAGGAGAGCAGUUCUUUGCCGGCUUUGAGAGGGGCUUAGAUAUCAGCACAGAGAGACCAGAUUGUGUCGGGGGAAGACUGUGUUUUGUGUUUUACUCCAGCCUGAAGAAUCUGAAGGAAGUGUACAUCUGUCCAGCUCAGGGUCAGAAGGGGCCAGUGAGGGGACAAGUGUCUUUUUAUAGAGGGGAGAUUCCAAACAAUCUGCCAGAGGAAGUGGCGAGAAAGAGGAAAGGACACGACAGCCAGUGGCUUGCAACUUUACCACUAAGACUUCCUGCUCUAAACUCAGAAAAUAAUUUUGUCAUGGAAGAUCUCCAGCAUCCUCCUCUGAACCUGGGUGACCCUGAGAGCGGCUACCUGACAGAAGCCAACUUGCUGUCCAUCUCCCUUCAGAUAGGACAGGACUGGCGUGUUAUUGGCAUCAAUCUUGGCUUAAGCUACCAGGAGUUGGACCGCAUCCAGUACAAGUACAGGGACAACUUGGGAGCCUUGGUGCUGGACAUGCUGUUCCACUGGGCCCGGGGACAGAGGAAUGCAGGACCAGGGGCGGCGUCGAGGCUGGUGGCAGCUAUGAUAGAGAGUGGCAGGAGGGACCUGGCAGAUGAGAUUGAGGACAUUGUCAGUAUAGGAAGGAGAAAGUACUCAGAGUCCCUGAGGAGAGUAGGCCUGGAAGCAGAGAGCUCCUCCCUUGGUGAAACACAGUAGGAGAUAAACCCACGCUGAGUGCAGAUGGCUGACUUGCACUUGAGUAACCUGUUUGUAUACAGCGUCCCUCAUCAUCUCAUCCUGCUGUCUAAAGAACUGUCCUGGAGAACAAAAACAUCCCUCUUUUUGCACAAUCAUGAUAGCAAACUACUUGCUGGCAGCACCUUUCACAACACCUAAAGGAAACAUGUGAAAUGGAUGAACAAGAUGAUGGCCUGUGGCUUUUUUUUCUCCAUUUUUUAAAAACUGCCUCAGUGAAUAAGACAAUACUGCAGAAACCCAUUUCUGCCAGGAAAAAGGGAAAAUAAUUAUUAAAAAAUAUAAAAAUACUCAUGUUAAGUCAAAAUUAUGAGAUACUGAGUACUUUUUUGAAUUCACAUCUAAUAUUUUUGAUUGCUACCCCCUCAUUUUUAAUUACAGUAGCAUCUCAUCAUUGUGACUUAUCAUAAUUUGGACUUAGUAUGUCAUAAUUUUGCCUUAAUGUCUCAUAAGUUUGACUCAGUAAGUCAGACUUCUGAGACAGUCAGUAUCUACCUCAGUAUCUCUAUUGUUGUGACUUGCUGUGAGUAUUUUUUUCCAUUCCCUUUCCAUGUUUUGUAUUUCUUGGCAGACCAGAUACAUUGAAUUCCAUGAAAUUCACUAAUACCUGUCCAGGGCAGAGCUGAGAGGCAGAGCAAACACUGGGAGCUGUUGGACUUAAUGAAAGAGCAAGAGGAGGCCAUUUUUAUGGUUGAUUUAAUGCCUUCCUUGUGUGCCUUUGGUCACCUAGAAACCAGCUCACCUGCAGCACAGUCUCAGUGACAAAUCAGGACGUUCAGUUUUUAAAUGUCUGUAUGAAUUUCUGACGUUUUUAUCUCUAGUAAAACUGUG